Molecule: messenger RNA, 36655 nt
Organism: Cyclopterus lumpus (lumpfish)
Lineage: Eukaryota; Metazoa; Chordata; Actinopteri; Perciformes; Cyclopteridae
Gene: syne2b
Product: spectrin repeat containing, nuclear envelope 2b
Exons: 127
Coding region: 1-36420 (12139 amino acids)
Cellular component (GO): membrane
Molecular function (GO): protein binding
Source: RefSeq, a predicted model, not a curated record
AUGUCGUCAGGCUGGUGCUGCGGAGAUGACCCGGUGGGGAGGGGGUCCAUCCCCCUGGACAUCGACAACGUCCACAUGCUGCUGCAGGUGGAACAGGAACAGAUUCAGAAGAAGACCUUCACCAACUGGGUCAACGCUCAGCUGGCAAAGCGGAGGCCUCCCUCCGUGGUCCUGGAUCUCUUCAGCGAUUUCCGCGACGGCUCCAAACUGCUGGACCUGCUGGAGGUGAUGAGCGGCCAGCGCCUCAGUCGGGAGAGAGGCCGGGGGAUGUUCCAGCACAGGAGCAACAUCGAGAAAGCCCUUUCCUUCCUGAAGGGCAAGUCGAUCAAACUGGUCAACAUCAACAUUCCUGACAUCAUCGAUGGGAAGCCGUCCAUCAUCCUGGGCCUCAUAUGGACCAUCAUCCUGCAGUAUCACAUCGAGGAGCUGGCCAGCAGCCUCUCGUUCAGUUCCCGGCAGUCCUCCAUGGAGUCCCUGGCCAGCCUGGACUCUCGCUCCACCCUGUCGGGCCGCUCCGGCGGCAGCAGUCCGGUUCCCCCAAGAGGAUCGCCGCUGCACAACCGCUUCCGGGUUUCUGCCAAGAAGGCCCUGCUGCUCUGGGUCCGGGAACAGUGCCACAAAGCCGGCUGCACGAUCAACGUGAAAGACUUCAAAGCCAGCUGGAGGAGCGGAGUGGUCUUCCUGGCCAUCCAGUACGCUCUGCGGCCCGACCUGGUGGAUCUGUCCAAGGCCAGGACCCGGAGCAACAGGCAGAACCUGGAGGAGGCCUUCCGCAUCGCCGAGAGGGAGCUGAGGAUCCCCAGGCUGCUGGAUCCCGAUGAUGUGGACGUCCGAGACCCCGAUGAGAAGUCCAUCAUGACCUACGUGGCCCAGUUCCUGCAGUACUCCAAAGACCUGCCAGUGCCAGAGGAAGACAUGCAGGCGACGCCCGCUCGAAAGGCCCAGGAAGUGACCUGCUGGCUGGUUCAGGCCUACGAGGAGCUGCUGGAGGGCUGGGACUCCACCGAGGGAGAGAGCUACUCCGAGAGAUACCACGUGUUUCAGACCUUCCUGGUGUCCUUCAACGAGCAGCGGCGUCCCAUCAUGCCGUUGUUGACGGCGAUGAGACGAACGGCGAAGCCGAGCGAGGAGCAGCGGGCUCUCAGGGAGGCGUGGGACUCCCUGGCUGAGAAGCUCCACGAAUACAAAGUGGACCUGGACACGGGUCUGCCGCCCCCCUUGGACUCGGUGGCUCGAUGGCUGCUGAGAACGGAGAAGGCUCUCGGCGAGGAGGACGGCGACCCGCAGGACCACGGCCGCGCCGCCGCCGCCGCCAGGGAGAAGCAGGAGCUCCUCAAAGUCUGCCUGGAGGAGAUGCCGCAGCAUCUGAAGACCUUCCAGAACUUCCAGAACCUGGACGAGUGUGGAAACUUGAUGGUCCCCGCAGACAAGAUGGACGAACUAAAGAGGAGGUUCACCAGCGUGAGAGUGACGGCUAAAUACCACGGGAUCAAGCUGGAGUACUGGGAGCAGCGCCACUCGGUCCUGGACCUGUUGGGCCAGAUGAGGACCAAGCUGCGGGUCUGGAAGAGGCCGUACGUCUCCCCGGAGGCUGUCCGGGUGCUGCUGCAAGAAUGGCAUGAUCUGGUGAACACACAGGAGCUCCCUUCUCUGCUGGAAGCGGCGCUCCAUAAGCUGAAGCAGGUCUCUGAGAAAUACUCGAGCAAGUCCGCCCUCGCCGCAGACUUCCAGCACGUCGGUCAGCAGGUGAAGCAGCUGGAGGACGACACCGCCGGGGUUCUGGAAGACGUGACCGCGGCCAAGAGCGCCAUGGGCCGCGUGCUGUCUGCCUGGGACUCCUACAGCGACGGCCUCAGCUCCCUGCAGGCCUGGCUGGAGCAGAGCUCUGCGACACGCAGCCACAGGCCCACGGUGACGUCCGACGCCGUGGCCGAGUGGGGCUCCCGACAGGCCAACCUGAACGAGAUGGGGAACUUCCUGAUGGAGUCCACAGACCCUCAGACCAGCAGGAUCCUGGCGGAGGAGCUGCGCAGACUCAACUCUCACUGGGCCGAGUUCGUCAAGAGAAACGCAUCCGACCGCACGGCGGACCCCGGUGCUGAUGUCCAGACCAGAUCCCAGGACCUCCAGGCUCUGAUCAAAGAGGCCACUCUCAUUCUCAAAGAGCCUCUGGAGACCAUGGCGGCGCCCUUACGCACCUACAGAAAGAGAAUACAGUUCACAAUGAGGAAAAUAGAAGGAGUGGAUCUCGAGGCUCUGGCUGCCUCCCCAGAAUGCCCAGCGGAGCAGUUGCAGAAACUGAAGCUUGCUGCACCUGAAGUGAUGCAGACCCUGUUUGAGGCAGAACAGGUGUGUGCAGAGAUGCAGCACAGUGUGUCGGGUCUGAACAGUCGCCUGGCUGAACUCCUUUACUGGGAGACUGAGGCCCGGGAGCUCUACCAGCUGCUGAGGGCCGCAGAGCGACAACAACAGCAGCAGCGGGGCCAGGACCCACGAGCCAGGGUCCUGAUUUCCCGUGGUCUGCAGCUGGAGGGUCAGGUGGUCACAGAGGAGCAGGACCUGCAGGUGCUGGUGAUGACGAGUCAGAAGACCUCUCCCAUCCAGUACCUCCACGCCUCCGCCAUGCAGGACCGGGUCCGAGCCGCUGUUGCACAGUCACAGGAAGCUGUCGGCAUGCUGAGCAGCCUGGGAGCCAGAAGAGACCGAAGCAGGAGCCCCCCAGAAGGGUCCCCUCCAUCAAAAGUCUGUAAGCAGACCAAAGAAAAGCCUGAACAUCUGAGAGAGUCGGACUCAGUCGGAUGGCCAACUCCGCAGCCCACUACCAACUUAGUUGAGUCUCAUGGAACCUUUGUGCCAAAGAUAGUGGUGCAGGAAUACAGUGACCAAAAACCCGCUUCUCCACCAAUGCCAUAUAGCUACGCACAGGCUGUGAUGCAGACCGGGACAACUUCCCCAACAGAAGGCAAGGUUCAGGCCUGGGUAGAGACCACUGGACAGCAGACUCAGGAACAUGGAUGGAUACAGCAGCAAGAGCAACUUAACAGACAUAUGGAAGAAGAGUUAAAGCAGCAAGAACUCAUGCAACAGCAACCACAACCAGCGCACCAGCAGGGGUCAAUGCAAACACAACAGCAGCAGCAGCAGCAGCAGGAACAACCACAAGUGGUGGCGCAACAGCAGCAGGUAGAAAUGCAUCAAUACCAAGUUCAACAGCAGGUGGUAACAGACAGGCAAACAUCAGAGUUCCAGGAGCAGCCUUCACGUCAACCACCUGUGAAGAAGACGCCUCUUAGCUCCCAGGAGCUUCAAAGCAGAAAGACUCAGUCAAUGAAGAACCGGCCCUGGCUUCAGAAGCCAACUUCAGGAGAGCACAAAACUCCAGAAAAGGUUUCCACUCAGAAAACAGUUCAGACGAGACCGACUCGGCCACAGUCGGACAGAGCGGGAUCGGCUCAGGUUGUUUCAAAGCAUACGGCAACUGAGAAACAAGCAAAGGUCGCCGAGCAGCCGCAACAAAAACAAACGCGGCCUCAAAAUCUAAAGCUGCCGCAGAAACAACAACCACGUCGGGCACAAUUGCUUCAGCAACAGGAAGAACAACCGCAGCCUACUGAAAGACGGGCUCAACCAGAUUCCGAGGCUAACUCCCAGACUGGAACGAUGGCUCAGCCUCGCCCACUAACGAAUGCCCAGAAGCAGUCGCAAGCCCAAACUAUGGUUCGGUCUAAAUCUCAGACGGCGAGUGUGUCCGACGUUACCACAGAUGGUCAGCAACCACCGAAGUCCAAGUCCCAAACCGUAGUGAGCCAAGGUCAGUCACAGACACAAGUUCUUCCACAGCCCCACGGCCCCAUGAAAACGCAGUCAAUGACCAAGCCACAGACGCAACAACAGCUCCAGCACCAGGUUCAGACUCAGUCCGAAACAUAUGUCCCGGCUGGACCUCAGCCGUCUAUGCAGCCACAGGGUCUAGCCCGUGGCCCAGCUGUAGCUCAAAUGCAGACAUGGGGUCAAGUCGGACCUUCUUCCCCUAUGCAGGCUCCACUGCAGGGCCAAAUUCAGCCUCCAGUGCCAUCCCAUAUUCAGCUUGGUAGUCAUCCGCAGUCAUGGGCCCAUGUCGGGCCACCCUCCCCUAAGUCACCAACACCUCAGUCCAUGGUCCAUCCUCAGUCCAUGACCCAUCCUCAAAGCCAUGUUCAGACUCAACAUCAAACUCAGGCUCAACUUGUAGUCCAGCAUCAGAGUCAUCCUCAGUCUAUGACUCAGUAUCCCACACAUGCUCCACCAGAGGUCCAGCACCCAGCCCAUAUUUCCCAGGGCCAGCUCCAUGCUUGGACUCAAGUUAGAGUCUCAUCCCCAAUGUCUGUCCAGCAAGGUUUGGCACAACCUCCACUUUUCCCCCAAGGCUAUUCCCAGGGCCAGUCCCCAUCCCAGCACUGGACACCCACACAAGAGCCACAAAACCAACCCAUUGCCCAGCAGAGUCAUCCAAUUCCUCAAACCUACCCUCAGCAAAUAAGCCAGGAUCCAAAGUCUCAGGCUUAUCCAGCAGUUCAGGCUCUACCGCAGUGGCCCCCGACUGGGCCCCAACAAGGACCUCAGGUCGGGCCCCUCGGCUAUUCUCAAAUGGGACCAUUGUAUACUCGGCCUCAAAUGCAAGCACAGGCCCAACCCUGGGCUCAAACACAACCCCAAACCAUGCAACAACAAUCUCAGAUGAGUGCUCAUAACCUGUUUCAGAUCCAGACGCAGCAAGGCCAAGUUCAGCAACAGCCUUGGGUUCAGGCACCGCCUCAGCUUCAGCCCCAGACUUAUGCCCAGCUUCAAACUCAGCAAUUUUCACAGAUUCAGCAUCAAACUCAGCGCCACCCUCCGCCUCAGAUGCAAGCUCAAAUACCUCUUGAAUUGCAACCACCUAAUCAAGCCUAUCCUCACCUUCCUUCCCAGCCUCAGCUCCAACCCCAGCUGCAAGCCCAUACCCAAACACACACCAAGACGCAGUCAUCGGUACAAGUAAAGGUCCAGACUCAGCAGCCUCAGCUCAAUCUUCAGUUCCAGCAGUCCAAACAUCCGGCCCAGCUCCAACCAAAGAUUAAGUCACCAACUCAACCCAAAGUUGAAGCACUUCCACAACUCAAACCUCUGGCCCAGUUAGCGCCACAACCAGGGGUUCAAUCACAAACUCAGUCUAAGGUCCAGUCACCAACCCAACCCAAGGCUGAAUCACUGCCUCAACUUCCUGAGCCCCAGUUGGCACCUCAACCCAUGGCUCAGUCGCCAAUCAAGGCUGAAGCACCCCCAAAACCCAAACCACAGGCCCAAACAGGACCACUACCCGAAGCUCAAUCGGGAACUCAACCCAAGGUUCCGUCUCCAACCCAAACCAAUGCCCAAUCCCCCCCACAGGCCGGACCUCAGACCCAACCACUGUCUCCUCUGCAGCCCAAAGCCCAACAGCCCCAAACCAUUCCCCUCUCCCAGGUCAAUGUGCUGCCUGAGUCCCCGGCUGAGUCGCCAGACCUGUGCUUCAAACCUCCGCCACUGGCCCAGGCGCCUCCCCAGGCCUACACGGAGGCCUACGCCAAGGCCCAGGCUUUAGCCAGAAACGGCUUUGAGGAGGCCAAGCACUGUCUGCAGGAGCACAUCCUGGAAACCAUGAACAAGUGUAUGUCGGCCAAGCAAGCAUCAGUGAAAGAGGAGACCCUGAAGACCCUGGACCCGGAGCUGCUCGAGGAGUUCCUGAGAGCAGCCAAGGGCAUGGAGGCCUUCUGCACCCCCUCCCAGCUCAGAGACAUGGAGUUCUUCACCCAGUCCGUCCGGACCCAGUGGGAGGCUGUGAGAGCUGAUAUUUCAGGAUUUUUGCAACAAUUACGUUUUGAAGUAACGAGGAAAGACUUUAACAAAGCUGCCCUGCAGUGUGAGACGCUCUUAAGCUCCCGCUUAGAGAGCCAAGCGCAGGCCUGUUUCUCGGCAGAGGGGAGCUUCGCCCAGGCCGGGCAGCACCUCGAGGCCCUGAAAGAGCUGUGUGACACCCUGAGCCCCCAGGACGCCCACCGCCUGGCCCAGACGCAGCUGAGGGAGUGUGAGACCAGGCUGGCUGCCAUCCAGCGGCAGUUCAGCGGAGAUCAAGACGCACCGCUUCCUGAUCCCAGGAUUCCUGUUGCCUUCACUGAAGAUGCGAGCGCUCAAAAGGAGCCCACGAGACCAAGUGACAGACCUCAGGUCUCAGCCGAGGUUGUUCUAGGGACAAUGAAGACAGUCGGCGUGGAGAGGAGGGAGGUUGAAAAGCAGCCGCCCGGAGAGGAAGAAGUCACCAAAAAGGAGACUUUAGAAAGAUAUGAGAAUUGUAAGAAGUCUCUGCAAGCCCGACUGGCUAAAAAUGACCAGAGCAUCAAGGAUGUCCCCUCUGACUCGGUCUCUCUGAAAGGCCUUCAUACCCGGCUCCAGGAAAUACAGUUCUUGAGGCAGGAGACGGAGUCUCUGUGGUCUGAGUACUCAAACCAGUGCUCCCAGUUGAGCACCACUGGCCUGGAGCAGGAGCAGGCAGAGCUGCGUGAGCAGUGGCGCGGCCAGCAGUCCAAACUCCAGAGGCGGGGCAGCUCGCUGGGCGCCGCCCUCAGACAGAUCGACUCCACCGAGAACCACAUGGUGGACUUCACGGACCGCCUGGACCGCUACCUGAGGCAGCCCAAAGACAUCACGGCCUUCACGCUGGUCAACACCAACAUCCUGAAAGAUAUCAAGGAGCUGGACGACAACAUCCAGAGCGAGCUGGACCAGCUGGCCCGUCUAGACCCUGAAUCCAGCGAACUGGACUCCAGAGACUGCCUCCCUCUGUCCCGUGAGGUGGAGACCCACAGAGCCAGCCUGGAUCAGCUCCGACAGCAGGUCCGGAAGAGCGAGGCUGCCGCCCGCGCCCUCGACCGCUUCCUCAUGUCCUUGCGUACCGUGGACGAAGACGUCUCCGGGGUCCAGGGCGCCCCCUGCAGCAACACCGCGGUGCUGCAGGACUGCCGCUCCAAGCUGGCUCUGAUCAGGCAGAGCAUCGGCAGUCUGAAGGAGAAGGCGCCUCAACUGGACGCGCUCCUGCAGGGGGCCAGGCUGACCGUCACCAGGGAGGGGGUCCCGGCCUCCUGCCUGGACAUGGUGACCGCCCUCCUGCUGAGGCUGGAGGAGGCGGACGGCGGGCUGGCCGGCCAGCAGAAGGGCCUCCAGAAGGAGACGCAGAGCAAAUCGCUGGGCCUGAGGAAGAGGGCGCUGCUGGGGGAGCUGAGGAAGCUGCAGGAAGCCAUCGAGACCCAAGGCCUGAAGGAGCCCACCAUACCUGCCGUGCAACACAGGCUUCGUGCCCUCUCGGACCUGGAGGCUCAGCUGCAGAACCAGCACUCGGAGCUCCAGAACCUCCGGGAGCUCCAAGAGAAGCAGGGAGGAGGAGAGCACCUCCUGGAGGAGCUGGAGACUCAGUGGAAGGAGAUCCAGAGGGCUUUUUCUGACAGGAAGAAGCAGAGCAGCGUCGUGCUGGAGCUGCUGAAGACGUUCCAGAGCUGCCGCGGUCAGAUGAGCGGCGCGGUGCAGAAGGCGGAGCAGGCCAUCGGAGACCAGGCCUCCUACCUGAGCAAAGACAACCUGCAGAGGAGCAUCGCUCGGGUCCGUGAGACUACGGAGGGGCUCGGGGGUGUCGGGCUGCACAUGGAGGAGAUGAGGGCUGUUUGCAGGCAGCUGCAGGUCCAACUGAAGAAGUCCCCCGACUGCAGCGAGCCGCCCUUUGAAGCCGAGGCCGACGCGCUCAUGGACAGCUGGCUGGAUAUGACAGAGAAGACGGAUGCCUACAUGGACAACCUGCAGGUGGGGCUGGAGCUGUGGGAGAAGCAGCUCAUGCUCGCGGAGGAGGUGGACGGCUGGGCGGGGGCCAAACUGGCCACGUUCGCCGAGAGCCAUCCCUUCCACAACGAGCAGCAAGUCCUCGCCAUGAGGGACGAGAUCCACGCCAACGAGGACAACGUGGAGCACUUCCACAAGAAGUCUGUAGAGAUCCAGGAGAUGCUGCAGAGUCCCGAGUCGCCACUGGAGCUGCAGGUGACGGAAACCCAGCUGAGGAAGAGGAUGGAGCAGGUGAAGGAGCUGUUCGCCGACUGCACCGACGUCUUCGAGGAGCUGGUCGCCGUGAAGAAGCACCUGGCGGAGAAGAUGGAGGAGUGCCGGUCGGCGGUGGAGAGCAUCCAGCGCUCCGUCAGCAAAGUGGACGCGUCACAGGCGAAGUUCGGACAGCAGAUGCAGCGGGCGCGUGGCGACCUGGAGGCCCAGGAGCAGCAGGCCGAGGCCGUGCUCGGCGAGGUCGGCCUGGUCUCCAAGGUGGCCAGCCCUCAGCUGCUGGAGGGGCUGUCUGCAGACGGCGGCCGGCUGAAGGAGGCCAUCGCCCGCACCAGAGACCUGAUCCACCUGAAGAUCCAGGAGAAGGACAAGGGCCUGCUCAAGGUCAUCAGAGAUGAAAGGCAGUCGUUUGAGGAGUGGUUCCAGGACCUGCAGCUGUCCGUCAACGAGUGCUUCGAGCAUCCCGAGAGCCGAGCGGACGUGGAAACGUGCCUGCAGAGACUCGCUGGGUUCUUCUUGAAGUCCAAGGACGCAGAGCGACGUCUGGAGCAGCUGAAGGAGCAGCUGCAGAGAGGCGGCCCGCAGGUUCCUCCGCGGGAGCUCUCGGAGUUCGGCGACUGGCUGGCGGAGCAGCAGAAGGAGGUGGAGACGUUCACGACGCACUGCCUCAACAGGCAGAAACAAAUGGAGCCGCUCCUCGGCGACCUCGACAGUCUGCAGGAGCAGCACAAGAGCUUCAGCGAGUGGCUGCAGAGCAAAGAGAAGCAGUCUGUGGAGUCGCACCACGUCAACCUCCUCCUCCAAGAGCUUCAGGCCGAGAGCGGCCGAGAGGAGAGCCUCGAGCGUCUCUUGGCGUCGGUGCGCAGAGAAGGCGUUAGAGCUGAAAGCCUCCUGAAGGACGGGGACAACCUGAUCCAACGCUACAGGAAGCUGCAGAGCCGGCUGCAGGGCCAGAGCGCGCUGGAGGCGGAGCUGGAGGCGGAGCUGGACCGGUUCACCGGCCAGGCCAAGACCACCAGGACCUGGAUGGCCGACCUCGUACGACCCCUCGCCUCCAAAGACGGAGAGGAGAGGAAGCACGGAGCGCAGGCCGUCCUGAACUCCAGACCAGAGGGAGACCUGAAAGUGAAGAACCUGAGGAGACAAAGUGAAGGUCUGUGUGCGCGGGAGGAGCUGGAGAAGAGCCGGAAACAGGAAGUUCAACGGUCGCUGAGAGAAACGGAGGAGCAGUGGAGGACGGCUCUGCGGACGGCCGAGGAGAACCUCAGGGAGGCGGAAGCACGAGCCAAAGACACGGAAGUCCUCAAAACCCAGAACGAAGACCAGGAGCAGAGCCACCAGUCACUUGGUGGUCCCAUCCCAGUUAAAGAAAAGCUCCAGGUUGCAAACGCCCCCCUGAGCUCCGGACCCGAUGGGGAUCUGAAUGAGAAGCCGGACGAGAGGCGAGAGGCCGAAGCCGAAGCCCAGAGGGACCUGGACGCUUUCAAAACCCAAAGCGCCAGCGUCCAGGCCUGGAUCCAGGAGCAGAAGCAGAAGCUGCUGUCCCUCGGGAGUCACAUGCCGUUUGAAGAAAGGUUAAAGGUCACACAGGCUGUUUUGACCUCCAAACCCGAGGGGGAGUCCAAGGUGCUCCUCCUGACGACGCGAGGCCGCGGUCUGUGCGAGCGCCUGGAGGAGGGCAGGAAGCUGGAGGUGCAGCAGGAGGCGAAAGACGCGGAGCGGCGCUGGAGGAGCGUCCUGCAGGCCGCCGGGCAGACGGAGCUCCGGACGCUGUCGGACGACUUCGACGCGCAGAGCAGGAACACUCAGUCGUGGAUCCGAGAGCGGCAGCAGCAGCUGCAGGCGGUGGGCGGGCACACGGCGCCCGGCGACAGACGCCACUCGGCUCAGAACAUCUUGAGCUCCAAACCCGACGGCGACUGCACGGUGAACAACCUGAGGAGGCGGGGCCAGAGUCUGUGUGACCACCGGGACGUGGACCAGGGCCGCAAGCUCCACGUCCAGAAGACCAUCCGGGACUCGGAGGAGCAGUGGAGGACGGUGCUGCUGGCCGCCAAGCAGGUGGAAGUCGCCGCCGCCGCCGAGAUUACCCAGAAGGCCGAGAGGCGAGCGUCGGAGCUGAGCGGGUUUGAGAGCCAGCAGCAGGACGCCAGCAGCUGGCUGGCGGCUCUUCAACAGCAGCUGGACGCUCUGGGAAGCCAAAGCAGAGCCGAGGACCGGCGGCACACGUCUCAGAUUGUCCUGAGCUCCAGAGGUGAAGGAGAGUCCAAGCUCCAGGAGCUGAGGGCGCGAGCCCAGAGCGCGUGUGCUCAGGACCUCACGGAGACCCAGAAGCAAGAGGUCCAGCAGACAGUCGGCGCCGUGGAGGAGCGCUGGAAAAGGAUCCUGCAGAACGCCAAAGAGGCCGCGGACCACGCCGAGAAGCAGCGCGCCCUGGAGGGCCGGCUGAAGGUCUACGAAGCCGUGAGGGACGACACCAGAGCCUGGCUGCAGGACCAGCAGCAGAGCCUGGUCUCCCUGGAGAGUCAGACCGAUCCAGAGGAGACCAUAAGCACCGCACAGACUAUCCUGAGCCGUAAGCCCGAGGGAGACUCCAAGCUGACGGAGCUGAGGAGGCAGAGCCAGAGCCUGUCGGACCAGGAGGAGCUGGAGGAGGAGGCUCGGCAGACGGUCCGAGCCUCGGAGGAGCAGUGGACCACGCUGCUGCAGGCCGCCGAGAGCACGCUGAAGAACGCCGAGGUGCAGUACUCGCUGUCCAGGGAGCUGGAGGCGUUCCGCAGCAGAGCGGCGAGCGCCAACGGCUGGGUGGCGAAGCUGCAGCAGCAGGCCGGCUCCAGAGGGAGCGGCGCCCGGGGCAGCCGGGCUCAGAUAGAGGACCGGCUGAACACGGCUCAGGCCAUCUUGAGCUCCAAGUCCAAGGGCGAGGCUCAAGUGAUGGAGCUGAGGAGACGAGCACAGAGUCUGCGUGAGCAGAGAGACCUGCAGGAGGACAAGAAGAUGGAGGUGGAGAAGACGGUGGAGGAGGGCGAGCGGCAGUGGAGGGCGGUGCUGCAGGCGGCCGACGAGACUCAGAGGGAGCUGAAGGGCGUCGUGGAGCGCAUGGCGUCCUGUCAGUACCAGCGAGGUCAGUCCGAGACCCGUCUGUCCGAGAUCCAGAAGCAGACGUCCGGCCUGCCGCACGUCUUCCCCUGGCCGGGCCUCGGGGAGCGCAGGCAGGCGGUGGAACAGGCCCGGACUCUGCUGGAGCAGAGCGCGGCGUUGGCCCUCGUCCUCGUGGCCCUCCGCACAAAGGCGGCGGAGCUGUUUGAGAUCACAGGGGACCCCGGCUGGUCCGAUCCGUCCUGGGCCGCGCCGGAGGAGUCCAUUCCUGCUCUGCUGAAGGAGCUCACAGACGCGGUCGUGGACCUGGAGCUGGGCAUCCAGGCGGAGAGGCAGUGCACGCAGCUGGUGGAGCAGCACGGAGUGGCCCAGGACUGGCUGAGGGACCACGUCAGAGGGUGGGGAGCUCCUCCGGAGGACCGGCGGGGUCUGCACAACGCGGUCAACACUCUGAAGGCUCUGCUCCAGACCGUGGACAGGGAGCAGCGAGAGAUGAAGGAUCUGGACUCCGCCAGAGACGGCCUGCUGACCCUCUGCACCCCUGGAGGUCGGGACGCCCUGACCCUGGAGGUCGGCCGUCUCCACGACCUCUGCGCCGGCUCGGAGCAGGCGGUGAGGCGGCGCCUGGCGGCCUGCGAGGCGCGGCUGGAGGAGCAGGACGCUCAGCUGGCGAGGAGGGCCGAGGGGCUGAAGGAGCGAGCUGCAGCCCUGCAGUGGGAGCUCCGCUCUCUGGACCGGGCGCUCGGUUACAGCGAGCCGCAGAACAACAUCGCUCUGCUCCAACAGCACUGGGGCGGCCUCCAGAACUGUGAGAAGUCACUGAGCGAUCUGGGCGUGAAGGUUCAUGACCUCCACCAGGAGGUCAAGGCUACACCGGCCGCCGACGAGCUGCCAACAGAGAUCCUGAGUGUGGUGAAGUCCUUAUGCCAGCAGCGCGACAGUCUGAAGUCCCGGCUGAGCGAGCAUCAGGAAACCUGCUCCACCAACACAGCUCGCUGUCUGAUGGACGGUCUGCACGCCCUGCAGGAAUGGAACCACAGUUCACCAGCGCAGUCCAGCUCUUCUGUGCAGGUGACGUUAGAGGAAGGUCAAAGGUUGCAGGCGAGCCUGAGGGAGGCGCUUUCCCACCAGCAGUUUCUAAAAGACUCUUUGAUGCCCGUCCUGUCUGAGAAGCUGCUGCUCGAGGGUUCAGACACGCUCAGGAAAGCAGACGCACAAAAGGCUUCUCUCAACCAGAGCUUAAAGGAACUGGAUGCAAAGAGUAAACAGAAGCUGCCUGAUGUCCUCCUCGGUAAUCCCAAGACGUCCGUCAUGGCGCCGCCACGGAAAAGCAAGCGCUCGCCUGAGAAGACGCAUCAAGUUAAACUCCAGAAAAACUUUCCCUCAACAGAAGCACCUACAUCUACUGAGGAUGAGACGUCCGUUCCAGCGGAGCUGCAAUUUCAGGCUAAAGCAUUGACGCCUACUGUGACGGCUGUUGUUGAAGACGUGACGGUUACUGGAGCGAAGCAAACCAGAAGUCCAACCAGUCCUUCGGACCCUUUAACAGCUCAACGUGACAACACUUCGGAAGACUCGCAGUGUAAAAGUAUAAAGCUAGAUGCCACGGCUGAGCCGAUGAAACCUGCGGUUAAAGAACCCGAACUGAUCCACGCGGUCACUGAGCAGUCUGCACCCGGCGUUGGUGAGAAAACCACACUCGUACCUUCCAGGGGAAAGUCUCUGGCCACAGACACGGAGUCUUCCAAGACUCAGGUGGAGCCUGAAACGGCGAAGACUGUUAUUACUCAAGGCUCACCCAGAAAGCCCGUCGUAACUGCUGCUGUGGAUGAAACGAAGCAGAUAGCGACCGUUGUUCUGGAUGCAUCGGAGCCAUUCGCGUCCGUCCCUGUGACAACUGGCACCAGUCAAGAGUCAAAGAGUCCUGACGUGUCCUUGAAGACUGUUGAUGCAAAACCUGCACAGAUCAAAGGCGACGCUGAGGAUCUCCAAACUUCAGCGCCUGUCACAGAAACGGAUGCUGAGCAACCUAAGUCUAUUCCAAAGGGGCAAGAGUCCAAGAGUUCUGACUCUUCCACAACUUCUAAGCCAGUUUCUACCCAGAGUAUAACUACUGAAGACGAUGCAGAGUUUAAGGAAAGUAAGAAAGAACCUGAGGGAGCUGCUCAGGGGAUCUCACCGCCAGUAGAAGCUGUUAAGGGAGAAAGUAAGCUCUCGCCAACCAGAAGGAAGUCAAAGGAGAAAUCACCGACCGUGGUGAAGUCUGACAGUCCGACAUCUUCACUGAGAUCCAAGCAGCAAACUGAAGCAGCUGUUGUGGAGGAAGAAGCUACGGUUGUACAAACCAGGAGGAAAUCAAAGGGUCUCGACGUUUCCACUGUUCCAGAGCCGGUGUCGAGUGUGGUGAAGGAUCCUGAGACGUCUUCAUCCUCGGAGUUUGUUCAAAACACUGCGGUUUUGGAACAAAGUGAGACAACACCCGACCAGCAUGCAGCGCAGAUGCCAGAAGAAGCUGAAAGUCAGAGGACUGCUUGCAGUUUGAGCGAGCAAAAGCUUGUUGCCCAGAGCAGAACUACUGUCUUGGAACCUGAAGAUGACAAGAAAGAACCUGCCACCCUGAAGUCUUCUACAACUCCACAGGUGCUCACAGAAUCGGCUAAAACUACUGUGGCGAAAGAAAAAAAACUUUCUCCAGCCAAAAGAAGAUCACAAGCUACCAAGGAGGUGUCAGGGACGAUGCAAGAGCCCGAAAGUCAGAAGCCUACAUUGAGCUCCGGAGAGCAAAAUGAAACCGUUGUUGUGGAAGAAACUAAAGUGACGCCACCCAGAAGGAAAUCAAAGGGUCUGGAGGUUUCCACAGUUCCAGAGCCAGUGUCCCCCCUCGGUAGAAUUACUGCUGUGUCUCAGUCUCAGGAAACAAAACAAGAACCUGAAAGUGAUCCCGCAACCCCAGAGUUUGUUCAAGGGAAAGCCAAAACUGCUGUUGUUGAACAAAGUAAGCUUCUACCACCCAAGAGAAAGUCCAAGAGUACAGAAGUCCCUCUCAAACUAGCUGCAACUGAGGCACCUCAGACAAAGAUAGAACCUGAAGAUAGAAAAUCUUCAUUGAGUUCCAAUGAUCCAACUAAAAGUGUUAAGCAAGAAGCAACGCCGGUGCCAAGCAGAAGAAAGUCCAAGAACGCGGACCUUUCAACAACUUCAGAGAAGGUUGUUACCCAAAGAUCACCUGAUGUGGAGCCUGACAAACACAAGAAACAACUAGACGGUCAAAGGUCUUCGAAUCCAGAUGUGGUCACGGGGCCAACUGGAAGUCCUGUUGUGGAAAGAGGAGAGCGUUCACCGACCACAGGAAAGUCAAAGGGUCCUAAACGCUCUCCAGCUCUGGCUACCAAGAAGCUGACAAAGACCAAGGAAGAACUUGACAGCCAGAGGCCAUCUUCAACUCCAGAGGUCCCAGCAACAACUGAAGUUACUGUUAAGGGAAAGCUUUCACCAACCAAAAGAAAGUCGAAGGGUCUUUCCCCAGAUCUUGCUUCCACAGAGCUGACGAAGACCACAAUAAAGUCUGAAAGUCAGAAGCCUUCUUCAACCCCAGAGGUCACAGCAAGAACUGAAGUAAAUAUUUUGGAAAAAGGAGGGAGUUCACCUACCAAAGGAAAGUCAAAGGAUCUGAAACGUUCCCCAGACCUUGCUACCAAGGAGCUGACUCAGACCAAAGAAGAACUUGACAGUCUGAAGCCAUCUUCAACUCCAGAGGUGGUAACCGCACCAACUGAAAUGACUGUUGUGGAAAAAGCUGAUCUUUCACCAAUCAAGUCAAAGGGUCUUGAACAUUCCCCAGAACAUGCUGCCAAGGAGCUGACUCAGACCAAGGAAGAACUUGACAGUCUGAAGCCAUCUUCAACUCCAGAGGUCGUCACAGAACCAUCUGAAACUACAGACAUUGCUUUUAAGGAAAAGGGUAAACUUUCACCAACGAAAAGAAGGUCGAAGGGUCCGAAACUUUCCCCUGAUCUUGCUACCACAGGGAUGACUCAGACCAAAGAAAAACCUGAAAGUAAGGAGCCAUCUUCAACUCCAGAGGUGGUAACAGCACCAACUGAAACUACUGUUGUUGAAAAAGCUGAUCUUUCACCAAUCAAGUCAAAGGGUCUUGAACAUUCCUCAGACUUUGCUACCAAGGAGCUGACAAAGACCAAGGAAGAGCUUGACAGUCAGAAGCCAUCUUCAACUCCAGAGACCGUAACGGCACCAACUGAAACGACUGUUGUGGAAAAAGCUGAUCUUUCACCAAUCAAGUCAAAGGGUCUUGAACAUUCCCCAGAACAUGCUGCCAAGGAGCUGACUCAGACCAAGGAAGAACUUGACAGUCUGAAGCCAUCUUCAACUCCAGAGGUCGUCACAGAACCAUCUGAAACUACAGACAUUGCUUUUAAGGAAAAGGGUAAACUUUCACCAACGAAAAGAAGGUCGAAGGGUCUGAAACUUUCCCCAGAUCUUGCUACCACAGGGAUGACUCAGACCAAAGAAAAGCCUGAACGUAAGGAGCCAUCUUCAACUCCAAAGGUGGUAACAGCACCAACUGAAACGACUGUUGUGGAAAAAGCUGAUCUUUCACCAAUCAAGUCAAAGGGUCUUGAACAUUCCCCAGAACAUGCUGCCAAGGAGCUGACAAAGACCAAGGAAGAACUUGACAGUCAGAAGCCAUCUUCAACUCCAGAGACCGUAACAGCACCAACUGAAGUAAAUAUUUUGGACGAAGGAGGGGGUUCACCUACCACAGAAAAGUCAAAUGGUCUUGAACAUUCCCCAGACCUUGCUACCACGGAGCUGACAAAGAUCAACGAGCCUGAUAGUCAGAAGCCAUCUUCAACUCUAGAGAUGAUCACAGCAAAAACUGACAUAAUUGUUGUGGAGAAAGGAAAGCUUUCACCUACCAAAAGAAAGUCUGAGUCUGAGAGUUCAGAAGUUAAGGCUGAUGUUCAAUCAAGUGUCCCUCAAAAUGUGAAAUCUGCUGAGGAGAGUCAAACGACUGUUAAGAACGUCAGUCCAGCGUGUGAGAAGGUUCCUGUUCCUGUUGGUGGCAUUCUGGACACAGUUGUGCAACCAUCAGAAGAAUCUCCUCAUGCUGAACCUCUGGAGUCUGUCCUUCCACCCAUUACCAUCAUGGGUAAAGGUUCACUUCCUGAGUCUCUGGAGACUUCAGAACAAGCCAUAACCCUGUCUACAGAAAGGGACUUAAGUGCAGUGCCUCCAACACAACCCCCUCUCUCCACCGAGCCUUGCGUUUUGUCAGACGACAUGGACACGUUGUGGAAAAACACUGGUGAAAUUCAAAAGAGAUAUCUGGUCCUGGAUGUGCCUGAAAUAGAUUUCACCCAGACAUGGGAGAUGAAGCCAGAUCGGCAAGAGACAAAGGGUGUGGCUGAAGGGUACUCCACUCAACAUGGGGAACCGGAAAGACCCCAAAAGGUCAAGGAUCGUGAGGUGCAAGAAGUGCACGCUAAGGUUUGGCCAAAAGACGUGCGUGAUGCACCCCAGAGCCUGGGUGAAAAGUCUGUUAGCAUGGAGAAAAUCCACAUUGGGCCUGAAGUGCGCAUCCUACAACUAGAUAUACCGACCCCUCUGGAGAUGGAUGAAACAUCUGUGACGAGAACAAAAGAGACAAGAAUAGCCAUUGUUCAAAAACGUAUCCAGAGUGAAAGAGCCCAAGAAAAUAAAGACCACACUACACCUGAUGUUAAGCCAGAGAAGACUGCCGUAGUGGCUCAGAGUGACUCCACUCAACCCACCUCGGCUGCUUCUGCAGCAGUGCAGCCAAGUGAAGUAGAUGCACCAUUUGCAGAAGUAAGCUUAUCUGACCAAGAAGUCAAAACAAGCAAAACAGGGAUUGAACAAGAGCUCCUGAAAACCACACAGGUAAGACCCAAAAAGGACAAUGAAUGUGAUGUGCAAAAAGUGCAUGCUAAAGUGUCCACAAAAGACGUGCAUGAUGCAUCCCAGAGCAUGGAUAAAAAGUGUGUUGAGAUGGAUGAAAUCCACAAACGGGACGAAGUUCAGGCCACUAUAAAGGUGCAUGACAUCUCAUCUGUUAUUAUGGCAAAUGCACCAAUGAUUGAUGUAGAUCAAAUGAGUAUCCAGGAUGAAAGAGAGCCUGAAAACAAAGACCUGACUUCAAGAAAUGCUCCUGAAACUACUGACAUUCCUUUUAAGGAAAAGGGUAAACUUUCACCAACAAAAAUGAGUUCAAAGGGUCUGAAACGUUCCCCGGAGCUUGCUACCACAGAGCUGACUCAGACCAUAGAAAGAUCUGAAAGUAAGAAGCCAUCAACUCCAGAGGUGGUGACUGCACCAUCUGAAACUACUGUUGUAGAAAAGGCUGAUCUUUCACCAAUCAAGUCAAAGGGUCUUAAACAUUCCCCAGAACAUGCUACCAAGCAGCUGGCAAAGACCAAAGAAAGACCUGAAAGUCAGAAGCCAUCUUCAACUCCAGAGGUCACAGUAACAACUGAAGUAAAUCUUUUGGAAGAAGGAGGGUGUUCGCCUACCAAAAGAAAGUCAAAGGGUCUGACACUUUCCAAAGAUCUUGCUACCAUGGAGCUGACAAAGAUCAAAGAAGUGCUUGACAGUCAGAAACCAUCUUCAACUUCAGAUGGGCGCACAGCACCAACUGAAAUGACUGCUAUGGAAAAGGGUAAACCUUCACAAAUCAAAAGAAAGUCAAAGGAUCUGCAGCUUUCUCCUGAACUUGCAACCACAGAGCUGACGAUGACCAAAGAAAAACCUGAAAGUAAGAAGCCAUCUUCAACUCCAAAGGUGGUAACAGCACCAACUGAAAUGACUGUUGUGGAAAAGGCUGAUCUUUCACCAAUCAAGUCAAAGGGUCUUGAACAUUCCCCAGACCUUGCUACCAAGGAGCUGACAAAGACCAAAGAAGAGCGUGACAGUCUGAAGCCAUCUUCAACUCCAGAGGUUUUAACAGCAAAAACUGAAAUGAUUGUUGUGGAAAAAGGAAAGCUUUCACCAAUCAAGUCAAAGGGUCUUAAACUUUCCCCAGAUCUUGCUACCACAGGGAUGACUCAGACUAAAGAAACGCCGGAAAGUAAGGAGCCAUCUUCAAUUCCAGAAACGGUAACAGCAAAAACUGAAAUGAUUGUUGUGGAAAAAGGAAAGCUUUCACCUACCAAAGGAAAGUCAAAGGGUCUUCAGCUUUCCCCAGAUCUUGCUACCACAGGGAUGACUCAGACCAAAGAAAAGCCUGAAAGUAAGGAGCCAUCUUCAACUCCAAAGGUGGUAACAGCACCAACUGAAACUACUGUUGUGGAAAAAGCUGAUCUUUCACCAAUCAAGUCAAAGGGUCUUGAACAUUCCCCAGACCUUGCUACCAAGGAGCUGACAAAGACCAAAGAAGAGCGUGACAGUCAGAAGCCAUCUUCAACUCCAGAGGUUUUAACAGCAACAACUGAAAUGCUUGUUGUGGAAAAAGGAAAGCUUUCACCUACCAAAGGAAAGUCAAAGGGUCUUAAAAUUUCCCCAGAUAUUGCUACCACAGAGCUGACUCAGACCAAAGAAAAGCCUGAAAGUAAGGAGCCUUCUUUAACUCCAGAGAUGGUAGCAGCACCACCUAAAUUGACGAUUGUUGAAAAAGGAGAGCUUUCACCUACCAAAGGAAAGUCAGAGGGUCUUAAAGUUUCCCCAGAAAUUGCUACCACAGACCUGAAAAAGACCACGGAACAGCCUCAUAUUCAGAAGCCAUCUUCAACUCCAGAGAUGAUCGCAGCAACAACGGAAAUGCUUGUUGUGGAAAAAGGAAAGCUUUCACCUACCAAAGGAAUGUCAAAGGGUCUUAAAAUUUCCCCAGAUCUUGCUACCACAGAGCUGACUCAGACUAAAGAAAAGCCGGAAAGUAAGGAGCCAUCUUCAAUUCCAGAGACUGUAACAGCACCAACUGACAUUAUUGAAAAAGGAGAGCUUUCACCUGCCAAAGGAAAGUCAAAGGGUCUUCAGCUUUCCCCAGAUCUUGCUACCACAGGGAUGACUCAGACCAAAGAAAAGCCUGAAAGUAAGGAGCCAUCUUCAAUUCCAGAGGUGGUAACAGCACCAACUGAAACUACUGUUGUGGAUAAAGGAGAGCUUUCACCUACCAAAGGAAAGUCAAAGGGUCUUAAACAUUCCCCAGAUCUUGCUACCAAGGAGCUGACAAAGACCAAGGAAGAGUGUGACAGUCAGAAGCCAUCUUCAACUCCAGAGACCGUAACAGCAAAAACUGAAAUGAUUGGUGUGGAAAAAGGAAAGCUUUCACCUACCAAAGGAACGUCAAAGGGUCUUGAACUUUCCCCAGAUCUUGCUACCACAAAGCUGACUCAGACUAAAGAAAAGCCGGAAAGUAAGGAGCCAUCUUCAACUCCAGAGACGGUAACGGCACCAACUGAAAUUAUUGCAAAAGGAGAGCUUUCACCAAUCAAGUCAAAGGGUCCUCAGCUUUCCCCAGAUUUUGCUACCACAGGGAUGACUCAGACUAAAGAAAAGCCAGAAAGUAAGGAGCCAUCUUCAAUUCCAGAGACUGUAACAGCACCAACUGACAUUAUUGAAAAAGGAGAGCUUUCACCUGCCAAAGGAAAGUCAAAGGGUCUUCAGCUUUCCCCAGAUCUUGCUACCACAGGGAUGACUCAGACCAAAGAAAAGCCUGAAAGUAAGGAGCCAUCUUCAAUUCCAGAGGUGGUAACAGCACCAACUGAAACUACUGUUGUGGAAAAAGCUGAUCUUUCACCAAUCAAGUCAAAGGGUCUUGAACAUUCCCCUGACCUUGCUACCAAGGAGCUGACAAAGACCAAGGAAGAGUGUGACAGUCAGAAGCCAUCUUCAACUCCAGAGACCGUAACAGCAAAAACUGAAAUGCUUGUUGUGGAAAAAGGAAAGCUUUCACCUACCAAAGGAAAGUCAAAGGGUCUUAAAAUUUCCCCAGAUCUUGCUACCACAGAGCUGACUCAGACUAAAGAAAAGCCGGAAAGUAAGGAGCCUUCUUUAACUUCAGAGAUGGUAGCAGCACCACCUAAAUUGACGAUUGUUGAAAAAGGAGAGCUUUCACCUACCAAAGGAAAGUCAGAGGGUCUUAAAGUUUCCCCAGAAAUUGCUACCACAGACCUGAAAAAGACCACGGAACAGCCUCAUAUUCAGAAGCCAUCUUCAACUCCAGAGAUGAUCGCAGCAACAACGGAAAUGCUUGUUGUGGAAGGAAAGCUUUCACCUACCAAAGGAAUGUCAAAGGGUCUUAAAAUUUCCCCAGAUCUUGCUACCACAGAGCUGACUCAGACUAAAGAAAAGCCAGAAAGUAAGGAGCCAUCUUCAAUUCCAGAGACUGUAACAGCACCAACUGACAUUAUUGAAAAAGGAGAGCUUUCACCUGCCAAAGGAAAGUCAAAGGGUCUUCAGCUUUCCCCAGAUCUUGCUACCACAGGGAUGACUCAGACCAAAGAAAAGCCUGAAAGUAAGGAGCCAUCUUCAAUUCCAGAGGUGGUAACAGCACCAACUGAAACUACUGUUGUGGAAAAAGCUGAUCUUUCACCAAUCAAGUCAAAGGGUCUUGAACAUUCCCCUGAUCUUGCUACCAAGGAGCUGACAAAGAUCAAAGAAGAGCGUGACAGUCAGAAGCCAUCUUCAACUCCAGAGACCGUAACAGCAAAAACUGAAAUGAUUGGUGUGGAAAAAGGAAAGCUUUCACCUACCAAAGGAACGUCAAAGGGUCUUGAACUUACCCCAGAUCUUGCUACCACAGAGCUGACUCAGACUAAAGAAAAGCCAGAAAGUAAGGAGCCAUCUUCAAUUCCAGAGACUGUAACAGCACCAACUGACAUUAUUGAAAAAGGAGAGCUUUCACCUGCCAAAGGAAAGUCAAAGGGUCUUCAGCUUUCCCCAGAUCUUGCUACCACAGGGAUGACUCAGACCAAAGAAAAGCCUGAAAGUAAGGAGCCAUCUUCAAUUCCAGAGGUGGUAACAGCACCAACUGAAACUACUGUUGUGGAAAAAGCUGAUCUUUCACCAAUCAAGUCAAAGGGUCUUGAACAUUCCCCUGAUCUUGCUACCAAGGAGCUGACAAAGACCAAAGAAGAGCGUGACAGUCAGAAGCCAUCUUCAACUCCAGAGACCGUAACAGCAAAAACUGAAAUGAUUGGUGUGGAAAAAGGAAAGCUUUCACCUACCAAAGGAACGUCAAAGGGUCUUGAACUUACCCCAGAUCUUGCUACCACAAAGCUGACUCAGACUAAAGAAAAGCCGGAAAGUAAGGAGCCAUCUUCAACUCCAGAGAUGGUAACAGCACCAACUGAAAUUAUUGAAAAAGGAAAGCUUUCACCUACCAAAAGAAAGUCAAAGGGUCUUAAACCUUUCACAGAACUCACUAGCGUGGGUUUGUCCGAGGCCAAGGAAGAGCUUGACGGUCAGAAGCCCUCACUGGAUCCUAGAAGUUCAGAGAUGCCUAUUGUGAAGACUUUCCCAGAACAGAUGGAAACUCCAGUUAAGGCUGAUGUUAAUUCAAGUGUCCCUCAAAAUGUUAAAUCUCAGAGUGACUCCACUCAUCCCACCUCGCCGAGUGAAGCAGAGACACCGUUUGCAGAAGUAAUCUUAUCUGACCAAGACUCUGUCAAACCAAGCGAAACGGGGAUCCAACAAGAGCUCCUGAAAACCACACAGGUAAGACCCAAAAAGGUCAAGGACGGCAAAGAAGUGCACGCUAAAGUGUCCACAAGAGACGUGCAUGACGCACUCCAGAGCCGAGACGUCCACCCGAGUGUUCAUGAACACAAAACUGCCAUAAAAGAAAAGGCACGGAUGGAAUCAAGUGUCCAGUUUGAGCCGGAGGUCACCGCCCCUGACAUUCGGCCGGGCGACUCUUCAGACCACACGACCGGGGUGGAGGUGCGAGGAAGCUUCACCGAACCCAGCGCGGUCCCCGGCACCCUGACGGAGAGGCACGCAACAGAUGCAAAGGUGGGCAAGGCCGACGAGACGCCACCUGCAUCACCGCAGGCGGUGAAGAGAUCACCAACCGACGUCCUCUGGGGGGAGGGGACUCUGGUGGAAGGGUUGACCUCUCGGGAGAACAAAGCUCCAGCAGAAGCAAGUGCUGUGGAGACUGAGGAGCUUCUCCAGGAGGAACCGGAGGGAUCCGUCAUGAGGAACAUCUUCACAGAGAUACAGCUGCUCUCUGGGAAAGUACCCAGCAGUCAACUCACCGAGGGUAAACGCCUGGAGGAGUCUCCGGAGGCUCUGAUUGCAUCCGCCAGUGAUCUGGACCUCCAAAGGCUGGUGUCCAAGGUCCUGAGCUGCCAACACUGCCCUGCGGAGCUCAGCUCGACAGCGAUGGCCCAGCAGCUGGAGGAGGCGCAGGAGUGCAGAGACACCGCCCGGGCCCAGGUGACCCUGCUCUCUGAGCUGAGGGGAGCUGACGCUGAGGACCAGGAUGCUCUGCGGCACGCUGAGGACCAGUGGAGCUCCGCUGCUCAGGAUGCAGCUGCUGCCGUCCGGAGUAAAGAGGCCCGGCUGCAGCUGGUGAAGGAUUACUGCAAACAGACCGGAGCGGCCACGGCCACGCUGCAGAGACUCACUGCAGACCUGGAGGCGGUCGGACUGUCCCCGGAGGAGAGCAGCUCAAAGGAGGCAGAGCGACUGUGCUCCCUCCAGAGAAGCAUGGAGGAGAACAGAACGCUGCUCGGGGAGUUGCUCGUGACCCAGACCAAGCUGUGCCCCGACCUCAGCUGGUCUGAGCGAGCGACCGCACAGACCGAGCACGAGAACCUGCAGGAGAGGUGGAGAGGCCUGGAGAGAGCCGUGGAGCGGACGCUGUAUCACACGAAUGUCCACUCUCACAACUCCAGCAGCCUUCUGGCUGCGCUGUCGGGCCUUCAGGAGCAUUUGGAGACCAUCGGCAAAGACCUGGAGCCUUCCUCGGCUCCUCAGUGGACCUGCAAGAAGGGGCAGCGGCUGAUGGUUGCAAACGCUGAGGUGAAAGCUGCCCGGCAGAAAUACCUCCUUCUGCAGCAGCUGUCUGAGGCGAUGCUCCUCAGCUCACAGAGGGAGAAGGAUGCAACGGAGCUACAGCUGGGGCUUCAGAGGGUCCAAGACGAGCUGUGCCACACGGAGGAGCUGGUGUCCUCUCAAACCCAGAGCAGCAGCAGCAGCCCCAUCAUGGAGAAGAUCAUCCUGGUGAUGAGGGACGGCCUCGCUUGGGCCAAGCAGACGGAGAGCGACAUUGAAGGCAGGAGGAAGAGGGUGGCUCUCCUCCCGGAGGAGGUGCACCGGCAACUCCGAGAUCUGAAGCAGCUGCAGUCCGAGGUCAUGUCCAAACAGGUCCAGCUGGAGUCCCUAGCGGAGGAGGUGACGGAGCUCUUCCCGCAGCUGGACCAGGAUGAGGAGGCGCCCGUGGUGCGCUCCUCUCUGAAGUCCCUGGAAGAGCUCUCAAAGUCGACCACGGAGGAGCUGGCCAAUGCUGUGAGGGAGCUCGAGUCCGGACUGCAGACCAGAGAAAAGCUGUCGGCGCAGAUCGCCGACCUGGACUCCUGGGUUCUGGCUCACCUGCACGGAGAGGCCUCCAGGAGUCCAGACAGUGAGUUAAGGAGCCCGACCGAGCUCGAUCGGAGAGUUCGUCAGAUCCGAGAGACGCUGGCGGAGGCUGAGAAGCAGGCCGCUGUCUGCGAGGCUCUCCUCAUGAAGAGCAAGGACAUCGCCUCUGAGCUCAGCAUCACAGAGAACUUCCAGCUGUUUGACCAGCUCACCGACCUGCAGGAGGACGUCCGAGCCAUCAGCAGCUACGAGAAGGCCAACAAAGCGGAGCUGGACGAACUCGCUCAGACUGUGGAGUCGAGCAGGAAGCAGCUGGUCACCAUUGAAAGCGGCCUGAGGCAGAUGUCGGGAGACCUGAGUAGACACAGGUUCCCCAUCACAAGCCAGUCCCUGCAAGCUCUGGAGCCUUUCAAACACGUGAUUCUGGAGCACAAGUCCCAGCUCGACCUCCUGCAGCCGUGGAUUCCCCGAGAGAAGACCAGGGAGCUGCACUCGGCCAUUUCAGAACUCCUCGGCAACAUCGUCACGCUGGAAACCAAAGCCAGAGGUCACGAGAGGUACCUGAGCAAGAGGCAGUGCGUUGAGGACCUCCGGGAGAAGGUUCAGGAGCAGGUCUGUCGGACCAAAGACGACAGCAAGGCGCCGGAGGAAAAGUACAAGGUGUGUCAGACCCUCCUGGUCCAGCUGCCGCUCAUCAAGCACAUGUCCGAGGAGGCCGGCCGCGAGCUGCAGGUGAUCUCCAACGACCUUUACCCCUCGCAGCUGAGCACCGAGCGGCAGAGGCUGAAGCAGAACGAGGAGAGCCUCGACACGUUGGAGAUGAUGCUCAACAACAACCUCAGCAUCAUCGAGUGGAACCUGCUGGAGGAGCUGGACCUGGACGUGGAGAGGGAAGCCACCCUGGCCUUCCUCCGGAAGAGCCGGCAGGAGCUCUGGGAAACCCCCCCGCUGGAGCCCAACGACACGGUCCUCAACAACCGAUUCCAGAGGGUCUUGUCUCUGAAGAAGACCGUCGAGUCCAGAGUGAGAGCGCUGGAGGUGCUGGAGCAGAAGCAGGGAAACGGCCGAGGAAGUGGAUCCCAGGAGCUCAUCGACUUGAAGACCGAGGUCCUGGGUGAAUGCGACUCACAAAUGGAGAACAUCUCCCGGGCCAAGGAGUCUCUGAGGAGCUACACGGGUGCCGUCCGACAAGCGGCGCUCUUCCUGAGGGACGUCGAGGUCUCUCUGCUGCCCCCGCAGGGCUCUGCUGGUCUCUGCUCCGACCGGCUGGAGGAGACCCAGCGGGCCUUGGCCUCGCUGCACCAGGGCUUCCAGACCCACGUGGAGCAUCUCCAGAACCAGGACCCGCUGCAUCCUUACCUGUGCCCCAAGAGGGUGGAGCAGCUGCGGGAGGACGUCCUGAGCCGGCUCCUGGUGAGGAUGUCCACGCUGCAGGCGACGGGCCACAUGCAGCUGGAGCGCCUCGCCAGCUGUGCGGAACAUCACAGGAAAUACAGCGAGAGCCGCGAUGAAAUCCUCCAGAGCGCGAAGAGCUCGGCCGGCAGCCUCUCGUGGUUCAUCGGUCAGAAGGUCACGUGUCUCUCCGACUGCGAAGACCAGCACGACGAACUCACCGUUCUCCGUGAAGAGGCGGAGUCCCUGCAGGGCCGCCUGGAGGAGCUGAAGGAGUGGUGCCCGGAGCAGAGCUGCCGCGGAGGCCGGGACGCCGACGCCGUCUGGAAACGCGUCUCGAGACUCAGUCGCUGCACGCGACAGCUGACGGCUCGCAGUGAGCAGAGGAUCAGAGAAUGGAUCCAAGUCAACAAGAGUGUGGAGAAGGCCUCCGCCCUCCUGCAGCAUGUGGAGGCGGAGCAUCCCGAUGGAUCCCAGGCGAAGGCCUCCUCCGCCGAGGACCUGCAGGACCUACUGCAGUCCUGGGAGCAGUACCAGGACCGGCUGGACUGCGAGCACCGCGCCCUGUCGGCGCUGGAGCUGCGCGCCGCCCGGCUGCUGGGCGUCCCCGCCCACCUGGAGCAGGCGCCGUCCGCUCCGCUCUGUCAGCAGCUGCAGGCCAUGCAGGGAAGCUACGACAGUGUGAAGCAGAGGAGCAGGGAUGGCUUGAUGGAGGCCAGGAUGGAGCAGGAGGAGAGGGAGCAGGUCCACAAGGAGCUGCAGGUCGUGCAGGUGUGGCUGGAGGCCGCAGACGGCCUUCUGUCGGAGAUGGAGCCGAGCAGCAGCACGCAGGAGCUCGAGGAGGUCCACGGCCAGCUGUGUACCCAGAAGGCUUUGCUGCAGCGCAUCGGGGAGAGCCUGAAGAUGAAGUACGCCGAGGCGAGCGCCGCGGUGCCGCCGGAGCUGGACGGCCAGCUGCAGGAGGCCACGCAGGCGCUGCAGCUGGUGGAAGUGAAGGUGGGCGAGGCGGCGGAGAGGAGCGGCGCCGUCUACCGGCUGGGCGCCAAGCUGUCGGAGAUCCUGGCCGGCCUGACGUCGGUCCAGAAGAGACUCGAACAGAGGAGUCCAAACGUGACGCAAGCAAAGGGCACCCAGAAGCGCGCGUGGGACGAGCUGGACGUCUGGCACUCGUGCGUGGCGGCGCUGGAGGUGGACAUGCAGGACCUGGAGAAGCCGGAGGAGGUGCAGAUCCUCACCGAGAGACUGGUGGAGGUCCAGCAGCUGCACUCCUUUCUGGCCAAGCAGGCGGAGCAGAGGACCACCCUCAUCAGCAAGAUCCACACGUGGCUCCAGGAGCACCAGGAGAUGAUCAGCAGCUCCCAGAGCUGGAUGGCCGAGGCCAAGUCGUGGCUGGCGACCCCGUGCACCUACACCACGGCCAAGUGCCUGAGCGGCCACGUGCACACUCUGCAGACGGUGUUGGACGACUCGGCCCAGAUCCGAGCCGCGCUGCAGGGCUUCGGCUCCGUCCUGAAGGAAAUGUCUCAGGUCUGCGACGUCGCGGCUCUCCGGCUGCAGCUGGACGAAGCCGACCUCCAGGUGGCCGUCGUUCAGGAGGCCUUCGCUGCUCCUCUGGCUCACCUGGGCCACGCUGCCGAUGAGGUGGAAGCCAUUGAGAAGGAGGUCAGACGGAUGGAGAACAACGUGGCUGACAUCAAGAUCUUACUGUCGUCUCCAGAGACUUUCCCCUGCCCGAGAGAAGAGCAACUCAAGGUCGUGGAGCAGAAGAUCCAGUCCAUGAGGACGACCAUCGCUGAGAUCCAGAAGUGUAAACAAGGCCUUUGUCUCCCGGAGAAGGCCGAGGACACGUUGGUGGUCUUCACGGUCGUGGACCAGCUCCAGAAUCUACUGCUGGAUCUGGAGAAGAAAGUCCCCGCUCUGUUCAUCCAGCAGCCUCCGACUCCGACUCAAGCCAAAGCUCCGUCCGCUCAGCAGAUGACCUCCCGACCCCUGAAGGUCACUUCAGAGGAGGCGACCUCCGGACCCCUGAAGGUCACUUCAAAGCAGACGACCUCCGGACCCCUGAAGGUCACUUCAGAGGAGGCCGAGGAGAAAGACGUCGAGGGGGGGCAGAUCCGACUAGUCCACGUUAAGAAGGACGCGCUGAAGGCAUCCGGGGCGUCGCUGCAGACGGUGGAGCGGUCCUCACCUGAGCAGAGACAGCAGAGGGAGCGUCUGGUCGGGCUCCAGACCACGGGGCCCACGGGGGCUACGGGGGCUACCAGGGCCACCGGGGCUACCGGGCCCACGGGGGCUACCGGGGCCAUGGGGGCUACCGAGGCUACCGGGGCCACCGAGGCUACCGGGCCCACGGGGGCUACGGGGGCUACCAGGGCUACCGGGGCUACCGGGGCCAUGGGGGCUACCGGGGCCACCGAGGCUACCGGGGCUACCGGGGCUACCGGGGCCACCGGGGCCACGGGGGCCACCGAGCUAACAGGGAGUCAGGAGCAGAGAGUGGAAGAAGGUGGAGGUGUGUUGUGGAGGCUCUGGGAUGCUUUCCUGGCCGCUUCGCCAGAGGUUCCUCUGGUGGUCGUACCUGAAGAGGCUGGAGGGGCCACUGGACGAGGCCCCGAGAGACAGGAUGUUCAGGGUCCCGCUGAAGCAAGUUCCUCCGACACGUUGUCAAACCCCCGGGGAACCGCCCCGGCUCGGUCCCCGCCCGAGAGCUUGGACCCGGAGGAGCCCCGAGAAGGUGUCCUCCAUGUGUGCCUGCAGAGGGUCGGCCAGCUGGAGCUGUGGCUGCGGGACGCCCGGAGGAGCCCGGUAGCCAUGCAGGACAACGUGGAGCUGCAACUCCUCACCUGCCAGGAGAUGUUCCUGGAGAUCGAGCAGAGGGUCUCCGGCCUGUCUCCAGCUGACCGGCUGCAGGACGAGGCGGUCGAGCUGCUCUCCUCCAAACUGGAGCUCCUGAAGGACAAUCUGGUCUCGUUCCAACAGCUGCUGCAGGACCGCCAGCGAGAGGAGAGGAGGGAGCUUCAAGAGAGCAUCGAGAGCUUCAAGAGCCUCAGGAGCAUCGAGAGCCUCAGGAGCAUCGGGAGCUUCAAGAGCCUCAGGAGCAUCGAGAGCCUCAGGAGCAUCGGGAGCUUCAAGAGCCUCAGGAGCAUCGAGAGCCUCAGGAGCAUCGGGAGCUUCAAGAGCCUCAGGAGCAUCGAGAGCCUCAGGAGCAUCGGGAGCUUCAAGAGCCUCAGGAGCAUCGAGAGCCUCAGGAGCAUCGGGAGCUUCAAGAGCCUCAGGAGCAUCGAGAGCUUCAAGAGCCUCAGGAGCAUCGAGAGCCUCAGGAGCAUCGAGAGCUUCAAGAGCCUCAGGAGCAUCGAGAGCCUCAGGAGCAUCGGGAGCUUCAAGAGCCUCAGGAGCAUCGAGAGCCUCAGGAGCAUCGGGAGCUUCAAGAGCCUCAGGAGCAUCGAGAGCUUCAGGAGCAUCGAGAGCUUCAAGAGCCUCAGGAGCAUCGAGAGCCUCAGGAGCAUCGAGAGCUUCAAGAGCCUCAGGAGCAUCGAGAGCUUCAAGAGCCUCAGGAGCAUCGAGAGCCUCAGGAGCAUCGAGAGCUUCAAGAGCAUCGAGAGCUUCAAGAGCUUCAAGAGCAUCGAGAGCUUCAAGAGCAUCGAGAGCAGGUACACACCAUCUCCUCCUCCUCAGACCCCGGCUCCUCCUCCUCAGACCCCAGGUCCUCCUCAGAAGACACCGGCUCCUCCUCAGACCCCAGGUCCUCCUCAGAAGACACCGGCUCCUCCUCAGACCCCGGCUCCUCCUCCAGAGCGCCGGUUGCAGCGCAGCAGCAGCGUGCAGGAGGUGUUCUCCUCCCCGAGGAACAAGCUGCUCAGACAACGCAGCCUGCAGCAGCAGAAGGAGUUUGAGCUGCAGCUGACUGAACAGAGAGGACUGACUCAGGCCAUCGCCAGGCAGGGAGGCCGGCUCCACAGCCAGGAACCAGCAGACCAGGAACCAGCAGACCAGGAACCGCAACGGUCGCCUCCUGCUGAGGCCGACGCGGAGGAGGACGCCGCUCAGAGGAAGUGGGACGUCCUUCACAGCCGGCUGCUGGCUCUGGAGCAGCGCUGGCUGCUUCCUAUCUCUGAGGUGACAGACUCAUCUACGAGGCGCCGCGAUGGAACAGCGGGACGCCUGAUUGGCGCAGAGGCCGUGAAAGAGCUCCAAACCCACGGCAGCCGCCUGAGAGAGCUGGGACUCACGGCGGCUGGGCCGCUGGAUCAGACCUCCUUUGUGGGCGGCCCCCAUCGGACGCUGGACGAGGGUCUGUUUCUGGUCCUGCGCGGGGCGUCCCAGUCCCUGUCCUCCAUCACCAGCCUGCUGCAGUCGCCUGCUGGGACGCCACAAGAGGGCGACGCAGAGCGGAGGCAGCUGCAGAGUCUGUCUUCGGAGCUGGUUACCCUUGGCAGCGAGCUGGCCUCUCAGGGGUCAAAGGUCAGCGGCGUCCUGGGGUCAGAGUGUGCUCAGCGGUGCGUGGACGGCCUGCGUCGAGUGCUUCCUGUGGUUCGCUCUGCACUGACCAGCAGAGAGAAGCAGCUCAACAACCAGCAGGAGGAGCUGACGAGGCAGCGGAUGCUACUAAUGGAGUUGCAUGCAGCCUUCACCUCUAACCAGGCGACGGCUCUCCAGAUAACUAAUGAGUCCAGUGGAACCCUGGACCUGAAGGCUGUGGGUGAGAUGCAGGAGGCUCUGCAGCAGCAGGUGGAGCAGGUGAGCUCCCUGCUGGUGGCUGCGGACCACCUGCCUCCCUCUCUGGUCCAGCAGGCCUCUCAGCUGCAGGGGGAGCUGGACGGCUCUCUGGGUGGCGUUCGCUCCCGCUGCGUGGAGCUGCAGGCCGGCGUGGAGCUGCAGCGGCAGUACGAGCGGCUGGUCCACAGCCUGGAGGGGCUGCUGGCUCUGGGCGCCGAACGCCUCGCCCGGCGGCCCGAUGCCGAGACGCACAGCAGAGCUCAGCUGCAGCAGCGGCUCGGCGGUCACACGAAGUUCUUCCGGUUCCUGGGCCACCAUUUUAACAUCCUGCAGCAGCUGACCCGGGGAGUCCCAGAGAGCGCCCUCCAGAGGUGGGAGGGCGUCGUGACGGGCCUGCAGGACGAGGUGGCCCGACUGCAGCGGCUCGGACUGGAGGAAGGGACCAGGAUGCAGGAAACCAUCGAGACCUGGUCCCAGUGGGAGGAGGACAGCGCCUGGUCGGACUCCUUGCUGAGAGCCAUCGAGACUCCAUUUCCCAAGAUGCACGGGGAGGGCGAUCCCGAGAAGCUCUCCGUCUACCAGGAGCGGCGUGGCGCUCUGGAGGGGAACAAGGCGCGGUUCGGUCGGAUGCUGGAGGCGGGGCUCUGGCUGAAGGGGGCGGGCUGCAGAGCGGUGGGCGUGUCCACCAGCGAGCUGGAGGCCCGGUGGAGAGGCCUGCACAGGAAGCUGGAGCACACACACACCAACGUAGACAGGAACAGGAAGCUGAGCAGCAGGUUUUCUCGUGACUCCGCCGUGCUGGCUGACUGGAUGGGCGGGGCCAGAGAGCUCGUUGACAGAUGCCGUCGGCUCUCCGCCGAGGAGGAGACGGAUGUUGACCAGAGGCGUGACCUCUUCCUGCAGUCGGUGACUUUGGCCAAAGAGCUGGAGGCCAAAUCUGCACUGAAGGCGUCUGUUAUCGGUGCUGGAAGCCAGCUGGUCCAGCUGAGGGAAGAGGACCAGGAGGACCAGGAGGACCAGGAGGCUCCAGACCUCCUCUCCGUCCCCUCCCGGCUCAGACAGGUGGAGCUGGACUGGUCCCGUCUGCUGGCCGACGCGCCCGUCGUCCAGCGCGCUCUGCAUGCGCGAUGGAUGAAGACGUUGAGCCAGCAGGGGGCGCUGCUGGAGCUGCAGGCCUGGCUGGAGGCCGCCGAGUCCCGUCUGGAGGAGCGUCUCGGCAGCGUCGGCCAAAGCUCCUCCGCCAGCGGCGCCCUGCGUGAGCUCCUGAGACACUGCGAGGAGUGUCGGACAGAGAUGUCGGCCCAUCGGGCCACGCUGGACUACGCUAGCCGACCGUUGCAGACGUGCAGCGCCGGGGGCGGCCAGAGGGGGCGCCGUGAACACAACCGGUUUGCAGAGGAGCAGGGUCUGCUCGGCCACCGGUGGCUCAGCCUGCAGGAGACACUCAACUCCCAGCUCCAGGAGGCGGAGCAGCAGCUGAGGAGCCGAGCGGAGCGAGAGGCCCGACUGCAGCAGACCGACAGCUGGAUGGCGGAGCAGAACCUCUGGAUGGACUCGGCUCAGACGGCCAGCAGCCGGGCGGAGCUGCAGCGGAGCGUCGACGCCUGCCAGGAUCUGGAGGAGAAGAUCGGACAGAAGCGUGCAGCUCUUCAGGAGUUGAGAGACGGAGGAGGAAACGGCAGCAGCUGUGAUUUCAUCUCUCGGACGGACAGAUCCAUCCGGGCCGGUGCAGCGCUGUCACAGCGGCGCUCCUCGGUGCAGCGGCGGCUGAUCGAGGCCCGGCGGCUGUGGGACGGCGUGCAGACGCGACUGCGUGGGAUGAGGCUGAAGACGGCGACGACGUCUCAGACGCUGGAUCGCCACGCCGGCUCUCCGCUCUGCCUGCAGGCACUCAGAGAGCUCCACGACGGGCUGCAGCUUCUUCGUGAGGAGACGGACGCUUCGGAGACGGAGUGGGACGAGCUGAGUCAGAGCGCCUCCUCCCUGGAAGACGCCGUCAGUCCGGCUGCCGCCGCCCUCCUCAAGGGGGAGCUGGAGAGACGGAGAGACGGUUGGACGGCGGCGUCCGCGGCGUUGGACCAGCGGCUCCUCUGUUGCCGUGGCGUCCUGCAGCUGUGGGAGGUCUUCGGCCGACUGGCUGCCUCUUCGUCCCUCCGGCUGCAGACGCUGCAGAGCGACGCCGCGUCCUCGCUGAGCGGAGCGGCUGCAGACGAGGACUCUGUGGAGCGCGUCGCCGGCCAGAUGCACCUCGUUCAGAGUCUCCUGGAGAGCACCGACACCCUGCAGGCCGACCUGGAGGGGGUGCUGGAGGCCUCCAAGGACUUAAUUGGCCACCUGGAACCUUCGGCCGCCGGUCUGGUCCAAUCGGAGAGCCGGCGGUUGUCACGCGGCGUCCAGCAGCUCGGCCAGAGGCUGAGGAGGAGGCGGGGCCAACUGCAGGAGGAGCUCGGCCGGCUGCAGGAGUUUGAAGACGUCCUGGAGUCGCUGGAGGAGAAGCUGGAGCAGCGGCUGCAGCGUCUGCAGCAGGCGGCGGCUCGGACCGCGGGCCAGGCUGGCCUCCUGGAGCUGAGCGGCCCGUCGGCUGACCUGGACGUGCUGAACGAGCAGAGCUGCAGCCUGACGCUGGGAGACGCCGCCGCGCGCCGACUGCGGCGCCUCAACCAGCGCUGGGCCGACGCCUCCGCCGGAGUCGAGGAGGCCUGCAGCGAGCUGCAGACGGAGGCCCUGAGGCAGCAGAGCUUCCAGCAGCAGUGUGAGAGCUGGAUGUCCUUCCUGCAGAGGAUGGAGGACAGCCUGGCCGUGGACGUGUCCGGCUCGUACGCCGGCCUGCGGCAGCAGCUCUGCACACACCAGAGGUUCCAGGCCGAGCUGUCCUCCGGUCACCAGAUCCUCCACUCCGUCCUCAACGAAGCGCUGCACCUGCUGCAGAAAGGAGAGGUGGAGGACAGGAGCGACUUCAUCCUGAAACUCGCCCGGCUCCGGGAGCACUGGCAGGGCGCGGUGCAGCGGGCCGACCAGCGGCGCUCCCUGGUGGAGGGGCUGGUGAAGCACUGGCACCUGUACGGCCGCAGCCUGAGGAAGCUGCGGAGCUUCCUGUCGGAGGCGCGGACGCUCCUCCCCCCCGCCGGCCCGGCCCGCUGCAGCCUGCGGCAGCUGCGGCGCUCCCUGCAGGACCUCCAGCACACGGAGCUGCUGUUCCAGAGGCGUCAGUGCAGCUUCAUCCACACUCUGGAGGUGGGUCGGCAGCUCUUCUCCAUGGGGGACGAGGAGACCCAGACCCGGCUGCAGACGGACCUGGGCGCCCUGCAGGAGGAGUGGGACCAGCUGCACAGCCUGCUGGGCCGCCGGGUGGAGCUCACCGGGGCCGUCGUCGAGAAGUGGGAGCGCUGCGAGGUCGGGCUGGCAGAGCGCUCGCUGCAGCUGGAGGACGUGAAGGCCAGGCUGGACCGGCCGACGCCGGAGUCGGACGACGAGCUGCCGAGUGCCGAGAGAGACAACAAGGAGAACGAGGACUCGCUGGAGGACUGGGCGGAGGGCCUGACGGAGCUGAGCGCCAUGAAGACGGACCUGUCCCAGUACAUCAUCGCCGACGACGUCCUGCUGCUGCAGGAGCAGGUGGAGCACCUGCACUGCCAGUGGGAGGAACUCUGCUUCAAGGUGUCUCUGCGUAAACAGGAGAUCGCCGACCGCCUGAACGCGUGGGUCGUCUUCCACGAGAAGAACCAGGAGCUGUGCGAGUGGCUGGCGCAGAUGGAGAACAAGGUGGCGCACAACUCCGACCUCAACAUCGAGGAGAUGGUGGAGAAGCUCAAGAAGGACUGCAUGGAGGAGAUCAACUUGUUCAGCGAGAACAAAAGCCACCUGAAGCAGCUGGGAGAACAGCUGAUCACGGCCAGCAACGAGACGAAGGAGACGGAGGUCAACGACAAGCUGGAGGACGUCAACGACCGCUGGCACCACCUGUUCGACCACAUCGAGGCCAGGGUGAGGAAGCUGAAGGAGACGUUGGUGACGGUGCAGCAGCUCGACAAGAACAUGAGCAACCUGCGGACCUGGCUGUCUCACAUCGAGGCGGAGCUGGCCGAGCCGGUGGUCUACAGGGUCUUGCACGGCGACGAGAUUCAGAGGAAGCUGGCCGAGCAGCAGGACCUGCAGCGGGACAUCGAGCAGCACACGGACAGCGUGGCGUCGGUGCUGACGCUCUGCGACGUCCUGCUCCACGACGCCGACGCCCGCGGCGGCGACUCGGAGAACGACUCCAUCCAGCAGACCACGCGCAGCCUGGACCGGCGCUGGAGGAACAUCUGCGCCAUGUCCAUGGAGCGGAGGAUGAGGAUCGAGGAGACGUGGCGCCUCUGGUGUAAGUUCCUGGACGACUUCUCUCGCUUUGAAGACUGGCUGAAGACGGCGGAGGUCACCGCGGCGACGCCGGACUCCUCCGACGUCCUCUACACCGCCGCCAAGGAGGAGCUCAAGAAGUUCGAGGCGUUCCAGCGGCAGGUUCACGAGCGCCUGACUCAGCUGGAGCUCGUGAACCAACAGUACCGCCGCCUGGCCCGGGAGAACCGGACCGACGCCGCCAGCAGGCUCAAGGUGCUGGUUGCCGAGGGCAACCGGAGGUGGGACAGCCUGCAGAAGAGGGUGGCGUCGGUGCUGCGCAGACUCAAGCACUUCACCUCUCAGAGAGAAGACUUUGAGGGGACGCGUGAGGGGAUCCUGGUCUGGCUCACGGAGAUGGACCUCCAGCUCACCAACGUGGAGCACUUCUCCGAGAGCGACGUGGAGGACAAGAUGAGGCAGCUCAACGGCUUCCAGCAGGAGAUCACCCUGAACACCAACAAGAUCGACGCCCUGAUCGUGUUCGGGGAGAACCUGAUCCAGAAGAGCGCCCCGCGGGACGCCGUGCUGAUCGAGGACGAGCUGGAGGAGCUGCACUCGUACUGCCAGGAGGUGUUCGGCCGGGUGGCUCGCUUCCACCAGCGCCUCGUCAACCGGCGGCCGGUUCUGGAGGAGGAGAGAGAACUGGACGACACACACAGGACGGAGGAGGAGGAGGAGGAGCUUCCAGCAGUGGGUGGAGUCUCCGCUGGGCGCCGGGCCGCGUGCCACCACCUCCUCGCGCCCCCUCUGGAGCGGUCGGGGAGAGAGACCCCCGUCAGCGUGGACUCCAUCCCGCUGGAGUGGGACCACACCGUGGACGUGGGGGGGUCGUCGUCACACGAGGAGGACGAGGACGCCUCCUUCUUCAGCGCGCUGUCAGGGAAGUCCGUGACCGACCCCCCCAGCUGGCAUCAGCCCGGCUCCCCGGAGCGGAAUCGAGUUCCCCGAGAAAUCCUCCACAGCCUGAGCGGCUCGUCUCCCUCGCACACCAGCAGUACCCCCUUCCACCAGCAGGGCUACGCUAAGCUGAUGUCGGAGUGCAGCGGCAGCAUCAACAGCGUGAAGAGAGUGAAGCUGAUCCUGAACGACGAGGAGGAUCUGGAGGAUCCGGGUCUGACCGGCAGCACGGCCGACAAGCAGACCAGCACAGGUGUGAUCGAGCGCUGGGAGCUCCUGCAGGUCCAGAGGUUCCACAGCCAGACGGACGUGGAUCAGGACCUGGAGCAGUGGCAGAAGCUGAACUCCGACCUCCGCGACCUCACUUCCUGGUUGGGCAGGGUGCUGCCGGAGCUCGAGAGGCUGCAGAGCAUCGAGCCGUCCACCAGCACCCGAGACAUCGAGGUCAACAUCGGGAAACUAAAAGAGAUGCAGAAGACCUUCAACAGCUACAAGUGUCUGAUGAUCUCCGCCAACCUGAGCAGCCGCCACUUCCUGCGGGGCGACGGCGCCGAGCUGCGGGACGCCCUGGGCUCGGCCAAUCACAGCUGGACGCAGGCCUGCGGCGGCCUGGAGAGCUGGGAGAGGAGGCUGCACGCCGCACUCAUGCAGUGUCAGGAGUUUCACGAGACGCUGCACUCUCUGCUGCUCUGGCUCGCUCAGGCCGAGAACAAACUGUCGGUGGCGAACGUGGACGAGCGGUCGCUGACGGCGCUGCAGGAGGAGCUGCGCGGCCGCCAGCGGGAGGUCUCCUCGCUGCAGGAGAUCUCCUCUCAGCUGCUCCUGGAGGCCACGGGAGAGGACAGCCUGGAGGCCAAGGAGAAGGUCCACGUCAUCGGCAACAAGCUGCACCUCCUGCUGCGGCAGGUGUCCGGAGAGCUGAGCGCGCUGCGGGGGAGACCGGAGGGUGCAGGUCUGGCUGCAGGUCUUCAGGAGGGUGCAGGUCUGGCUGCAGGUCUUCAGGAGGGUGCAGGUCUGGCUGCAGGUCUUCAGGAGGGUGCAGGUCUGGCUGCAGGUGGACACCCAGUGACUAAAAGGGAGGACAGGAGGCCUCCCCCCCCCCGGCGGCCCUUCUUCCAGCGGGUGCUCCGCGCCUCCUUCCCCCUCCAGCUGCUGUUCUUCCUCCUGCUGCUGCUCUGCUGCCUGGUGCCGCUGGCUGACGACGACUUCAGCUGCACCCUGGCCAACAACUUCGCCCGCUCCUUCUACCCCAUGCUGCGCUACACCAACGGGCCCCCACCCACGUGAUGCUGCACCGAGGGGCCCCCACCCACGUGAUGCUGCACCGAGGGGCCCCCACCCACGUGAUGCUGCACCGAGGGGCCCCCACCCACGUGAUGCUGCACCGAGGGGCCCCCACCCACGGUAUGCUGCACCGAGGGGCCCCCACCCACGUCUCCCUUCCUUUAUAUUUAUUGUCAUUUAUUAUGAAGAAAGACAAACAAGAAGCCAUUUAUUUCUCAUUUAUUUCUCAUUUAUUUCU